AUGGACCCCUUGGGCGCGACCGCGUCCAUCAUCGCUAUUCUACAGCUCUCAACUGCAGCGACACACUAUGUGGUCAGCGCCAAGGGAGCCACCAAACAACAAAGGCGGCUUCACGAGGAACUCCGUGGCUGUGAGGACAUGCUCCUCCAAUUAAAGGAUAUUCUUGAGAAUGAGCAACCAGACCCAACACGCGGGCCACUGUUUUCACUUCUCCAAGGACCGCACAGUCUUUUCGAGCGGUUGGAGACCUUGUUUGAAUCGAUCAAGACAAGGCUGUACCCUAAAAAAGGUCUGACCAGGGUGUUUUCGUCCUUGGCUUGGCCUUUCAACGAGAGGGACGUCAAUGAGUUGAUUGCCGCCAUACAACGCGAAAAAUGCCUUUUACAGCUGGCUUUGGAGAGUGAUAGCCGGCCCAGAGCCGACCUGAAGGACUUCAUUCAAACAGCCCAAGAAAAUCAUAAUCGCUUGAUGGACCUGAUGCAAAAUCUCAAAGAGGAUUCGGACGAGCAAAAGGAUCAAUUUAAGGAAUUGAGCACAGCACUUGAAUCUAUUCAGAGCACUCAAGAAACCGUUUCGAACAGUCUGGACAAUCUUGCCACUGCUGAGGCGGCAGAACGACGACUCAAAAUCCUUGAUUGGAUUACACCAAUGGACUUCAAAUCUGAUCAAGAAGAUCAUCUAGACCGACUUCAGCCUGGGACCGGCCAGUGGCUCUUGGAUUCGGCUCAGUUCAAACAGUGGGUAGGGGUGAAGUACCAGACUCUCUACUGUCCUGGUAUUCCUGGAGCAGGAAAGACCAUUCUUACGUCGCUAAUCAUUAAUCAUCUGCAAAAUCAGUAUCAACCGGAAAAUGUAGGGGUCGCCUAUAUUUACUGUAACUUUAGCCGCCAAGGAGAUCAGACACCAAAAGCUUUGCUUGCCUCACUUCUCAGACAGACGAUCCAACGUAAAGGUCAAAUCGACACACAAGUCACGCGCCUCUACGAAACCCGAGACUAUAUUGCUCGAAGUCUUCAGUUCAGCACUACCCUGGAGAUAAAGGCAUCCGAAACGGAUAUCAGCAAUUUCACGCAGGGGCAGAUGUCACGGCUACCGUCUUUCGUUACAAGGAGACCUGACCUUCAGAUUGAGAUCUCGGAGACUAUUGUUACAGCUGCACAAGGAAUGUUUCUUCUAGCCGAGCUGCACGUUGGAUCUCUUGUGGGAAGCGCUUCCCCCAAAGCCCUUCGUAACGCCCUAAAGCAAUUACCAACCGGUUACGAUCAAGCAUACAGAAACAUCAUGGGGCGUAUUGGCCACGAAAAAACACAAUCCCAGCGGGAUUUGGCAUAUCAGGUCUUGGAAUGGCUUACGCGUGCCAAGCGUGCUCUCACUCUUCGUGAGUUACAGCACGCACUUGCAGUAGAACCUGACAGUACAGAGCACUGCCUAGACACAGAGAACCUUCCAGAAGAAGAUGAACUAGUGUGCGCCUGUGCAGGGUUGGUCGCUGUGGACAAAGCUAGUGGUAUCAUACGACUAGUCCACUAUACUGCGCAAGAUUUCUUCGAGAAGACCCAGUUCCAAGUGUUUCCAGGAGAUGAGAUAGGCAUCGCAAGGAUAUGCCUAAAGUAUCUCUCGUUUGAAGGCUUGAGCGGGCCUUGCAAUUCAGACGAUGAAUAUGAAAGCCGUUUAAGGAGUAACCCUUUUUACAGUUAUGCAGCGCGGAACUGGGGCCAUCAUGCGCGCAAUUCUGAUAUGAACCAGAUAUCUGACAUCGCCCUCAAGCUUCUCGAAAGGUCGACUACAAUCGAAGCCAUGAGCCAGGCCUUAUUCACAGGAACUCAAGAAACCCUUUUUGAGACGCGUUACCCAGGACACAGUCAACUUUUCCCCCGACAGAUGCACGGGCUGCACCUGGCCGCAUACUUCGGCUUGGAAGGGCUAGUCCAGAGCUUGGUCGUUUCGCAAGAUCCAAAUCUUUGUGACGGCCGCGGUAUGUCCGUCCUGUCGUGGGCGGCUUCGAGGGGCCAUUUAGGCGUUGUCAGAUUUCUGGUGGAACGCAGCACGGUCAACAUCGCUAUUGACAAGAGCGACCAUUACGGCUUUACUCCGCUUCUCCUGGCUGCCCGUAAUGGCCAUGAAACGACAGUCGAGUACCUCCUAGGUAAAGGAGCAAGUAUUGAUGCAGCGGAUCGCCAUGGUAGAACGCCACUGUCCUGGGCUGCUGGGGAAGGCCAUUCCCCAGUUGUUGGUGCUCUUCUAGCGUGGCACCUGGGAGUAGAUGUUGACGCGGUGGACGAGAAGGGCCGAUCGUCGCUGUUGUUGGCAGCCCAAAGAGGCUUCGGCACUGUUGUUAAGCUUCUUCUGGAUGCAGGAGCAGCACCUGGCAAAGCAGAUAAGCUUGGCCGAACACCCCUAUCAUGGAGAGUAAAAUGCCCAGAGAUUGUGGAGCUUUUGCUCCGUGCAAAGGCCGACAUGAACACCAGUGAUAUGUAUCAGCACUCCCCGUUGUCUUAUGCAGCUGCUGGGGCAUAUGAGACUACAGUCAAGUUACUCCUCGAACAUGGAGCCGAUGUCGACACCAAAGACGUCAACGGUUGGACGCCUCUGCUGUGGGCCACGUCAAAGGGGUCUGAGAAGAUUGUCAGCGUGCUUCGUGAAUAUGGUUGCCCGGGAGAUGUAAACGACGAUCAGAAACGCACCUUCACAGAACAUAUUGUAGGAACGAGUGGCAAAUGCGAGAUACUGGACCCCCGUAAGCACAAUCAACGCCUUUGGAGAAAUGGGCAAACUAACGGUUGA
Molecule: messenger RNA, 2784 nt
Organism: Fusarium musae
Lineage: Eukaryota; Fungi; Ascomycota; Sordariomycetes; Hypocreales; Nectriaceae
Exons: 4
Coding region: 1-2784 (927 amino acids)
Molecular function (GO): protein binding
Source: RefSeq, a predicted model, not a curated record